CCCUGAGGCUCAGGUCGGGAUGUACACACUGAGGGCUUUAAUUGAUGACCGGAAGAUCUCACAGGAUUUUGAAGUGAAAAAGUAUGUUUUACCCAAGUAUGAUGUCAUCUUGACUGCACCAGAGAUGUAUAGUGUGGCAGAUGUGGGACUGAAAGUUGAGGCUUGUGCCAAAUACACAUAUGGGCAACCUGUACCUGGUCAAGCGUUGGCGGAAGUGUGCCGUGAGCUGUUCCCGUACAUCGUGGUACCUGGCCUGUCUCGUGUGUGUCUUAUCAAAACUGUAAUG
Sinocyclocheilus anshuiensis is the source of this 286-nucleotide messenger RNA. RefSeq names its product ovostatin homolog. Lineage: Eukaryota; Metazoa; Chordata; Actinopteri; Cypriniformes; Cyprinidae. The annotation marks the transcript as partial. The record is from RefSeq and is a predicted model, not a curated record. The transcript is spliced from 3 exons.